GCAUUUGAAAUGACGCGACCAAAACUUCAAUCGAAAUGUCGCGGUUUUGUGGGCGAAAAUCUCUUAACCAUCCUUACACUGAUUGGUGUUUUUGCCGGUGGUCUGGUGGGUUUUAUUAUAAAAAAUUCAACUGGCGAAUGGUCGAAAAGAGAGAUUAUGUAUAUAUCGUUUCCUGGUGAAAUAUUUUUAAGAAUGUUAAAAUGUUUAAUUGUGCCAUUGUUGGUGUCCUCAAUUACCAGUGCCAUUGGUGGUUUGGAUUUAAGCAUGUCCAGCAAAAUUGCCACAAGAGCCAUUUGUUAUUACUUUGUAACAACCAUAUCUGCUGUGAUAUUGGGUAUUUGUUUGGUGACCACAAUUAGGCCCGGUGAUGGUGCCCAAAUUGUUACCAGUGAAAGAUCAGAGAAGACCGGCGAAGAAGCCUCCAAGGUUAUGACACCCGAUACUCUUAUGGAUUUAGUAAGAAAUAUGUUCACCGAUAACAUUGUGGGAGCAACCUUACAACAGUACCAAACCAAACUUGAAGAAAAUAAAACAGCAACUGAACCAUUACCCCUUAAUAUGUGGCCCUUCAAGGAAAGCAAACGUGACGGUUCUAAUGUCUUGGGUUUGGUUAUGUUCAGUAUUAUUUUGGGUACCACCAUUGGUCGUAUGCGUGAGAAGGGUCAAUUGUUGCAAGAUUUCUUCUCAACAUUGAGUGAAGCCAUGAUGAUCAUUACAUCCUGGGUUAUUUGGAUUUCUCCCUUGGGUGUGGCCUUUUUGAUUGCUGCCAAAAUUAUUGAGAUGGAAUCGAUUGCAUCAACCAUUCAAUCUUUGGGUUGGUACUUCUUGACGGUAAUGUUGGGUCUGAUAUUGCAUGGUUUUGGUACCAUUGCUGUUAUCUUCUUUUUGGGUACCCGCACCUUACCAUUCCGUUAUGUGGCCAAACUCAGUCAAGUACUUGCCACUGCCUUUGGUACCGGUUCCAGUUCAGCCACCAUGCCUUUGACCAUUAAAUGUCUAGAUGGUAUGGGUAUUGAUCCACGUGUAACACGUUUUGUUAUUCCCGUGGGUGCUACCAUCAACAUGGACGGUACUGCAUUGUAUGAAGCUGUGGCCGCUCUGUUCAUUGCCCAAUUCAGAAAGGUGGACUAUACAUUUGGCAAUAUUGUGGCUGUGAGUAUUACAGCCACAGCUGCCUCCAUUGGUGCUGCUGGUAUACCACAAGCUGGUCUUGUUACCAUGGUUAUGGUAUUGGAUACGGUAGGUCUGCCAGCUAAGGAUGUAUCACUGAUCAUUGCCGUCGAUUGGUUGCUUGAUCGUUUCCGUACCACCAUUAAUGUUAUGUGCGAUGCCUUGGGCACAAUUUUAGUUAACCACUUAUCCAAGAAGGAUCUGGCAAGUGUGGAUAGGCUAAAUGCCGAACCCCAUGAACUGUUAGAAUUGGGCGCCAAUGGCCAUGAAAAGGAAUAGAUGCUUAUCGUAUAGUAGCCAAGUUUAGUAAGGACAUCAUAGCCCCCAUCUAAUUGUAAUCUAAACUUAAGAGCGACGUGCUAGCAUUAAUUUUUUUGUACAGACAGAUGAUGUGUUCGCUCCAUUCCAAAAACAAAAA
Molecule: messenger RNA, 1588 nt
Organism: Musca vetustissima
Lineage: Eukaryota; Metazoa; Arthropoda; Insecta; Diptera; Muscidae
Gene: Eaat1
Product: excitatory amino acid transporter 3
Exons: 10
Coding region: 10-1449 (479 amino acids)
Biological process (GO): L-glutamate transmembrane transport
Cellular component (GO): plasma membrane
Molecular function (GO): L-glutamate transmembrane transporter activity; neutral L-amino acid transmembrane transporter activity; glutamate:sodium symporter activity
Source: RefSeq, a predicted model, not a curated record